Daucus carota subsp. sativus is the source of this 1147-nucleotide messenger RNA. RefSeq lists its product as uncharacterized. The record is from RefSeq and is a predicted model, not a curated record. The transcript is spliced from 2 exons. NCBI's taxonomy places the organism in Eukaryota, Viridiplantae, Streptophyta, Magnoliopsida, Apiales, Apiaceae. The coding region runs from base 92 to 802 and encodes 236 amino acids.
CAAUAAUCAUAUAUAAAACAAAUACUAAACUCUUCCUCUCAACAUAACUCUUUGCUUUCUAUUCUUAGCUUUUGUAGGAAACAAAAACAAAAUGGUUAACGUGAAGGAACUAAGCUGGAUUGUACUUGCUGUUUUUAUGUUAUUAAUUUCUUUGUCUUGUUAUAUUUACUAUGUAUGCAUGGAGCAAGGCAGCUACCACCGCCAUGUCAUCGUCGUCGCUGACAGAAUCACUGCCUUGUUUUCGAUGAUUCGAAGCUUCAUCAAGAACGUCUCUUCUGAGUUGAACAGGAAUAAAGCUGAAUAUCUGAAUUUUCUAUAUAAGCUCGCACUUCUUGCUUUAUCCAAGUCUGCAACAGGAGAUGCAGAUUUAUGGAAAGUUUACUGGAUGACAAGCUUUGCGACAUUUGCCAUUGGCUGUUACUGUCUAAGGCUCUUUGUCGAAAGAAAGAGAGCUCAACUUACUCCAUCACAAUCCGCCACUCCACCCAAAAGUGAAAAAGUUCUCACCACAACAAAUGCUUUAGAUUUUAUAGUUCUUUUAUCAUAUCUUCAACUAGCUUUCGCCUAUUUCAUGGAGCUUAAUCUGAAAAAUCAUCCUUGGGAAGUUUUCUGGAAAAACUUUUCAUAUGCUACAAAAGUAUGUAUUGACGUAGCGGGUGUCGUGAUAAUACUCAUGAUUAUAAUUGAAAUAGCUAAUACGGAGCAACAGGUGGAGGACCGAUCUGUUGCAGAUCAACCCAAAGCAGUACAGUGGGAUGUGGAGAAUCAAUCAGAAGAAGUAGCAAUGAAGGAUGUGGAAUAAAUCAUAUGCUGAUCCACUUAAGGUGCCAAUAUAUAUCGAUGAUGUGGAGAGUCAGUCAUCUGCAGAUGGGAACCGAAAGGAAGCGGCACUACAAAUUGAUGGUAAGAAUGAAUGGCCUGAGAGGGAUAGCAAUCGAAAGUUGAUUUAUUUGUAAUAUAAUUGAUAUUCUUAUCACCGGAACAAUGCAAAGGGUGUGUGAUUCAUAUUGCUGUGAAAUUGUCUAAAUAUAUGCAUUUUCUACGAUGUUUGAUUAAAGUCAAGGAUCUAACGCCUGAAUGUGCUUGUUUUUGGUUCUCUUAAUGUAAUGCAUCUUCUGUGAUGACUGUAAUAGAAACUUUAGAAUAG